This is a messenger RNA of Penicillium brasilianum, 3162 nucleotides long. The record is from the annotation of a GenBank genome assembly. Lineage: Eukaryota; Fungi; Ascomycota; Eurotiomycetes; Eurotiales; Aspergillaceae.
CUCACAGGUAAUGACACCCGGUUGUGGAAUCUCUCCUUGAGGCGGAUUGCAGGAGUAUUGCACCAUCUCGAGUAACUGACACUCUUUCAGAUUCACGGCCGGACCUUUGCGGCGCUUGUCUUGAAAGUUGCGCUGGACGGUGUUGACAUGGUCGGGAAGAGUCUCUGCUGAGAACGUGGGGACUAGAGGGGCCAUAUCUCGUCGGAUUGGGGUCGGAGAAACCACUUUCUGCGCCGUCGAGGGGAUCUCGGAGUUGUUGCGGAGUCGGAACGGGGAGAUUCCAAGUCGUGAAGUUGAAGUUCCCCCCAAAACUCUCCGGCCGGGGAGGCUUCCGUUCUCCGAACUACUCCAAUUACAACUGUUCGUUUCGAACGGUCGCUGCACGCCAACGCCUCUCGCAUGAAGAUCUAAUGCAGCUGUACUUGUGGAGAGCUGCAUGCGUCUGAUACCGCUAGGCAUGACGGCUUGUUAAAAACUGCAGGCUGUUGACCGUCAUGGCCGCCAGUUUGGGUGCGACCUCGCUGGCUGAGGUGCAUCACCAAGGAUUUGACCAGCUUUUGAAUGAACUGGCUACUGUAUAUCCUACAGGUCUUGACCAACAGCCGCCGCCACUGGGUGUCCCUGUCAUUGAUGCGUUGCUGGAAGUCUUCAUGCAGCGACUACCGGGCACGGCAAUUGAGAAGGAACGACCGGUAUACAAUAACGAGCCACCAGAGCAUAUGAUUGCAGAAGAUGAGGAGAUGAUUUUGCAAUGCGACGCUCAGGACGAUCCGACUGCUGCUUACGGGGAAGUCCCUGCUCAAGUAGGUCCUGAGCCAUCAUCCAAUGUCCUCUUUUCGAGCUCGGCCCCCAGAAACAAGCGCCCUAGUCCAGUCGUAGAGGUUUCUAGCAGCCUUUCUGGUGCUGGCAAAACACAGUUACUAUAUUACAUGACUGCGCGUGCCAUCCUGCCCAGAACUUAUGGCGGCGUCUCUAUCGGAGGACUCGAUGCAGCUGUCGUCUGGAUGGACGCCGAUGACCGGUUCGAUGUCAACAGACUACGAAAUGUGGCCAUAGGGAUUCUACGACGAGCACGAGAAUCAGCGGAUGACGAGACAUUGGAUCAGGACACUGGACUCAUUUCAGAUGCACAGCUGACGGAGAUCAUGUCAUCCGUCCUCCAGCACGUCCAUGUCUUUCGCCCGCAAUCAUCCUCAGCUCUUCUUGCCACGCUGUGUACCCUGGACGACUAUCUUUAUGACCUGUCUCGGCAUCAUUCUGCCUCACGGCCGCUGCACAUGCUAGUCAUCGACAGUGCCACUGCAUUCUUCUGGCAAGACAAAUUACGGGACGAAGUGGCUCGCACUGAAGAGAUCGGGCGUCCUCGACCAGAGUUUGAUCAGAAGCGGGAGAUGAAACAAAUCUUCCACCUCUCUGAUCUGUACGCCCAGAUAGUCAACGAGUUGAAGCGCCUGCAAGGUCGAUUCGGAUGCGCCGUGGUUUAUACAACAACCGUCUCCAGUGGUCGUCCGCCUGCUUCAAAUACCGGCGGCCAAUCUGGUCCUCUUGGUCCGUAUGAUCGCCCGCCGUCUCAGACACCAUCCCUGCGACCUGCAUUGCCAGCUCCAUGGGGCACAUUCCCGGUUCUCCGUUUGGUGGUUCACAGGGACGUGGUCCGCCCGUUCCCACCAGCUAUGAGUGCACAUGAUGCCCGAAGGGAUGCCCCCAUGCGACAGCGUGUUGUCGCCCAAGGCAAGUUCUCAGCCUGGGUCAAUGCAUGGGGCCGUGAGGAGUGGCCUCGUCGAGUGGUGGAUGGUGUCAACUGGUAUAACGGCGGGUGCUUUUCGUUCUACGCACGAGCGGAUGGAGUUGAAAUCCCAUUGCCAGACAACUGAACCGCUUCCCUUAAUCCUAUAUGAUGUUUUUGAAAACUCAAGGCUAUCUAUCUAUUGUCAUCAGACAUCAGCCAAAAAGCUUGCUGAUCGCCUCGACGGUGGUAUUACCACCGCUGAAGACAAUGGCCAUAUCCCAUCCCUGAUCUCCACCUUCCCGUUCGACCAGUCGACGGAAAUCUUCAUCGAACAGGCACACGGCCAGACCGACAACGGCGCUUGGCUCGACAAACACCUUCAUGCGUUCUAAAACCAGGCGCAUAGUUGCCUUGAUCUGCUCCUCGGUGACUGCAUACACCCCCUCAACCUUCUUCUUGUUGGAGAUUACCUCCCAAUUCAACACUCCCACCGGUGUACGCAGACCGUCUCCAAUAGUCAGCGUUGACACUGCCUCGACACGUUUGCCAGCCAAUAAUCCCCGACGACAGUCAUCCGCACCCUCGAAGCUGGGCUCCGCCCCAAACACCUUGGUCUUCUUAUCUGAGAAGUAUGUUGCGACGCCAGCAUUCAGUCCACCUCCUCCAAUCGGAGUGAUGACCGCAUCUAGAGUCUUGGAACCAGCUUGCUCUGCAUAUUGAGCUUCCAGCUCCAACGCCGUUGUUCCCUGUCCACAGAUAAUAUUGAAGUCAUCAUAUGGAGGAACGAGGAUAGCAUUCGUUUUCGCCUGGAUUUCUUCGACCAUCGCUUCACGCUCAACACUCGUUGAUCCACUGAAAAUGACCUCUGCGCCAUGGGAGCGUGUUCCCGCGAUCUUGGACGACGUGCUGAUACUCGGCAUCACGAUGUAAGCUGGAACGUGGAGUGUCGAUGCGGCGAGGGCGAGCGCUUGCGCAUGGUUACCUAGAAGAAAAUUCACUAUUAGUCAAUCUCUCAAUCCCAUAACUAACUCUCUAUCAUCAUUUGUGGCCAAUUCCAUACCAGAACUGUGUGUUAUCACCCCACGCCGCUUCACCUCCUCUUCCCCGCGCUCCUCAAUCAACCGCAGCAACGCAUGGAAUGCACCCCGGGCCUUGAAAGCGCCAAUCCGUUGUAGAUUCUCACACUUGAAGAAGAAGCGAAACUUGGGUUGCGCGGGUGUCUGGCCCUCGAAUGGCGUGCCGACAAGGCUCUCUGGUGUCUGCGGGGUGGAUGCGAUCGUGUCGAGGGUUUUGCAGGUCAGAAGCGGGGUGCGAUGCACGUAGGGUUGGAUCAGCGUGUAUGCGGCCUGGACGGCGGAGGGAGUGAGCGAUUGGGCUUGUUCUGCAGGAGAUGCCAUGAUGAUCGAUCGUAUUUGGUUGUGAUGAGGAGGGAG